This is a messenger RNA of Motacilla alba alba, 13029 nucleotides long. It is a transcript of the gene RORB, whose product is annotated as RAR related orphan receptor B. The transcript has 10 exons. Gene Ontology annotation, cellular component: nucleus. Gene Ontology annotation, molecular function: nuclear receptor activity; RNA polymerase II cis-regulatory region sequence-specific DNA binding; zinc ion binding. Bases 316 to 1695 code for a protein of 459 amino acids. Gene Ontology annotation, biological process: regulation of transcription by RNA polymerase II. NCBI's taxonomy places the organism in Eukaryota, Metazoa, Chordata, Aves, Passeriformes, Motacillidae. The record is from RefSeq and is a predicted model, not a curated record.
GUGUUUUUCCUGUUUUUUUCUAACGUAACUCCUUUCCUCCUCCUCCCCUGCUCAGCCCCUCGCCGCCGCUCGGCCGCCCAGGCGCCCCCGCAGAGGCUCCGCCGCGGGCAGUCGCGGGGCGGCCGCCCCGGAGCAGCGCGCCCGGCGGCGGGGAGCCCGCGGUGCCGCGCCCCGCGGAGCCGCUCCGGAGGUAUGGUUUUCUCGGCGGAGCAGAGCUGCGGCCGCUGCCACCUUCGCGGGUGUUGAGACAGGAUUUGUGCGGUGCAGUUCCUGGGCUCCGAGCUUCAUGACUGCGCGGAGCGGGGAACCAACACCAUGCGAGCACAAAUUGAAGUGAUACCAUGCAAAAUUUGUGGUGAUAAAUCCUCUGGAAUACACUAUGGAGUCAUCACAUGUGAAGGCUGCAAGGGAUUCUUUCGGAGGAGUCAGCAGAACAAUGCAUCCUAUUCCUGUCCAAGACAGAGAAACUGUUUAAUUGACAGAACCAACAGAAAUCGCUGCCAACACUGCCGACUGCAGAAAUGUCUUGCCCUGGGAAUGUCUCGAGAUGCUGUGAAAUUUGGAAGAAUGUCCAAAAAGCAGAGGGAUAGCUUGUAUGCUGAAGUGCAGAAGCACCAGCAGCGACUGCAGGAGCAGCGGCAGCAGCAAAGUGGUGAGGCAGAAGCUCUCGCCAGGGUUUACAGCAGCAGCAUCAGCAAUGGCUUGAACAAUCUGAAUAAUGAAACUGGCAGCACCUACUCCAACGGGCACGUCAUCGACCUGCCAAAGUCUGAGGGCUAUUACAACGUGGAUUCUGCCCAGCCCUCCCCAGACCAAUCCGGGUUAGACAUGACUGGAAUCAAACAGAUAAAGCAGGAACCUAUCUAUGACCUCACCUCUGUACCAAACUUGUUUACCUAUAGCUCUUUCAACAGCGGGCAGUUAGCUCCAGGGAUAUCCAUGAGCGAAAUCGAUCGAAUAGCACAGAAUAUCAUUAAGUCUCAUUUGGAGACAUGUCAAUAUACAAUGGAGGAAUUACAUCAGCUAGCGUGGCAAACCCACACAUAUGAAGAAAUAAAGGUUUACCAGAGCAAGACAAGAGAAGCUCUGUGGCAGCAGUGUGCCAUUCAGAUCACCCAUGCUAUCCAGUAUGUGGUGGAGUUUGCAAAGCGCAUAACAGGCUUCAUGGAGCUCUGCCAGAAUGACCAAAUUCUCCUUCUUAAGUCAGGCUGCUUGGAAGUGGUUUUGGUGAGAAUGUGCCGUGCCUUCAACCCACUUAACAAUACUGUUCUGUUUGAAGGAAAGUAUGGAGGGAUGCAAAUGUUUAAAGCUUUGGGUUCUGAUGAUCUGGUAAAUGAAGCAUUUGACUUUGCAAAGAAUUUAUGUUCCUUACAGCUGACUGAGGAGGAGAUUGCCUUGUUUUCAUCUGCUGUUCUGAUAUCACCAGAUCGAGCCUGGUUAAUAGAGCCAAGGAAGGUCCAGAAGCUUCAGGAAAAGAUUUACUUUGCACUUCAACAUAUUAUUCAGAAGAACCACCUCGACGAGGAGACAUUGACAAAAUUAAUAGCCAAGAUACCAACAAUUACUGCACUUUGCAACUUGCACGGAGAGAAACUGCAGGUAUUUAAGCAAUCUCAUCCAGACAUAGUGAACACACUGUUUCCUCCAUUAUACAAGGAGCUUUUCAAUCCAGACUCAACCACUGGCUGCAAGUGAAGGGGAUAAUAGAAUUUUCAUGUAGUCAUGGAAUGCGUCACUAGUAAGACAAAGAGAAAUGUUUUCAUGAAGAAAUUAUUAAAAAUGUCACUACUGCAACACUAGGAAUGUCAUGCACUUAAUAGAAUUAUUUUUCACCGCUACAGUUUGAAGAAUGUAAAUAUGCAACUCUGAGAGGGGAUGUCUUUUUUCUCUUUUGUUUACUUUUUUUUUUUCAUUUUUGAACUGACAAUGAAUAUACAAAUAUAGGACACUGGGUGUUACCCUUUUUUUUAAAUUUACUUUUAUUGGGGGAUGUUUUGGGAGACAACUAUUCCUAGAAUUUUAUUGUAGAUAUACAUGAUAAUAGAGCAGUACUUUGCAGUAUUACUCUUGCUGUUUAUUGUUAAAAUAUAGUUUAAGAAAAUUCCACUUAUUAGACUGCCUAGUUCUAUGUUUUUAGAUAGUUUAAUGCAUGUGGAAAUUUGUAGCUGUCUUGGAAAUUAUGGUGCAUAUAUGGAAGACACACACACUCACAUAUAUAUACAUAUAUAUGUGUAUGUAUGUAUAUAUAUAUGUAUGCAUUAUAUGCAUACAUGCUGUAACUUAAAAUCACAUGCCUAUAUUUAAAGGAUGCUCAAACCAGCUGUCAUGUAUUUCUUACUCUCCAAGUAGUGUAUUAGAUUUACUUUGGGCAAUCAAGAUUUGUUUUGCCAGAGUUAAAUUGUCAGCUGCCAAUAUGUAAUGACAGGAUCACUUCCAAGAUCUGUGUAAUGUAGUGCAUGUGUGCUGUGUGUAAAUCAAACAUCAGGAAUGUAUCAGUGGUGCAAAAGCCUUGUCUGGAUGGUUUUAGUGAAAAGAGGAGUAGGAUUGGGGUGUUUUAUUAUUUUCUCACUGUUACACGGAUAGAACAUAUACAAAAGUGAACAUGGUAGGACCUGAUCUCAGUAAAGUAUCUGAACAUGGACUAAAAAUGUAGACAAUCCCAUAUGUACAUUUUUGUGAUUUCACAUAGGAUUUUGUUUUAUAUAUACUGCUUUGAAAAUUAGCUUCAAAUCUUGGUUUGUUUUUUGCUGAACUCAUUAGAAAGAUAGGUAGUAAGCUCAGUGAAAACCAUGGCAAGCCUAAAACGUAUCUCUGAAGAGGAAAGAAAGGAGGGAAGGAGGAAGAAAGUCAAAAGUGAGUGAAGUCCAUGGUUACUACAAACAACAGUGUAAUUGUCACUGUUUCUGACAGUCAUCAUCUAGGUGGGUCUGAUGGUUUCCAUUACACUCAUACAUCCAUACAUCUGUGUAUGUUCUAAACACAUGCAUAUAUGUAUGUAUAUAUCUCUAUGUAUAUAACUGUGUAUAUAUAUAUAUAUAUGCAUAUAUAAGAUUUAUUUUAGAUGCAUUUCAGGAGUGGAGCAAAGGAUUGGAGUUUUCUUUUUGUCUGUCUGUGAAUUGACUGUAUGUGCAUUUGCUUGCAAAACCAAAGGCAAACACAGAGGGGAGUAGAAGGCUGCCAUAGAAUUAAUCUUGUGGAUUAAUUAAAUUUAAUCAGCAGUCAUUAUUAAUGUAUCUGCAUUCUGCCAGUAGUACAAAACACUGAUGUUUUAGCUUUGAAAGAGGGAUUUAGUUUCUGCUACAUCUCUCUUUACCACCACUUUUACCCAUUCUGAACUUUUUCAGAGCACUCUCCUCUGGGAUGCCAGCAAAGGGCAUAGAGCAGAAAUAAGAAGAAGCAGGCAGUAGAGAAGAAAGGAAGUGGAGGCAGAAUCACAAGCAGAUGUGUUUCUUUAUUUCAAACCAUGCCGAAGCCAGUGCAAUCUGAGGCAAGGCAAGGGGAAGCCCAAAGGAACUGCCCGUUUGCCAGACUCAUGGAGGGGCAGUGUCACAGGGAGCCCACAGGGACACAGGUGGGCCCUGGGGUGGGUGAAGAAAAUCAGUCUGUUGUAGUGAUAACAUAAUGUCUUGUGCAGCUCUGGUCUCAGGCUUCUCUUUUCUACAUGAGCAGAUAAUUCACAGCCUAUUUCAAGUACUUUGAGGAGUUCUCCCUUGGCCUUCCAUCAGUCAGUUUGCAAGUUUACAUAUAUAUUUUGUGGCAGAAUCAAGUCUAGGGAAUAUCACAGUUUGUUUGUUCUGUUUUAGCAAGGCCAGAACAGGUACAAGAGUAGUUACAAACUCUCAGCUAAUAAAUGUUUCUGUACAGAUCCAUUACAACUUAAAAAAAAAAAUCUGUCCAGCAAAUUUAGUUGUGAGAAUUUUGUUGCAAAUGUGACAUACUCCUCAAAAUUGCUUAAUGCCAUAGAACAGCAGUUACUAAAGUUACCUUUUUUACUCCAAAUUCAGAGCACGGUUCUCUAGUGACUACCUUAGAAUGUCUUCAAUUAACAUAAUAAAGCAUUUCUCUUGAUGCUUCUUUAUACCACUCUAACUGUAAGACUGAUAUUCCUUUAUAAGGUGAUUUACCUAUUUGCAGCUCUUUUUGUAUAGCAAAUCCAAGAAAAGGAUCACAAAUUUCAAGUAUGUGUAUAUCAAAACUUAAUGUCUAUGUACUAUUUGUAUAGAUUUAUCAGGAGAAAAAUUGAGUCGUACUGAACUCUAAAAGUGCUCAGUUUUAAUUGCAGGGGAUUCAUGUUUUUCUUGAUUAACCAACACAAGAAUACACACAUACUGUUUGAAAUAUUUUAUAAAUUUAUUUACAGUAUAUCAAAAGUAUAUAUUUAGCCAACCCAUAGAAAUAUAGAAUAAGGGAUAAAUACUACUGUUCAUAGUGCUGCUUAAUAAAGAGGUUUGUCAUGUCUAUAAAUAGUCCUUCACAAUUGGGUGUUACAUCUUGAAAAUGUUGUUUUCUUCUCUAAUAAGGUAAUUGCUCCUUGGGAUUUUUGAAUUACUUCUCAAGCAAGAUAACUAAAUGAAGGUCACCAGUGAAAAUGACAUUAAUCAUUCUCUUUGGGGCCUUUAAUCUUUAAAGCCCUAUUCUUAUAUCACUACAAUGUCAUGACCUUUUCAAUCAGUAAUGAUUAUGAUCACAUUUUAAAGAUGUGGAAAUGAAAGAAAAAAGGUUAAGCAACUUGUGAGAGACCACAAAGGUAGAAAUACCCAGUUUAGAAAUAAAAUUGGAUUCUUGACUCUUGUCCUAAAACUUCUAAUACUCUGUCAUACAAGAUCUUCAUUGUCAUUGAUAGGCAAUAACCUCUACCGAGAUUUUCAAAUAUUGAAAAAAAAAAAUUUGUUACUAUUAGUACAGGAUUUGAGCAAAUAGUGUUGUGGUUUACUUGGAAAAUGAAAAUUCAUUUUUGAACACUAUUUAUUUAUGGAACUGUGCUGUGCUAACUGUAAUUAGUUUUUUUUUAAUUUUCUGUCACUUGGGCUUGGCCACAUAGGUAUAGUACCUCUUUUGCCCUUCAUUGACUGAGUGUAGAACAAUAUAUGGCGAUCACAUGCCACAGGCUGGAUUUUUGUGAUUGGUUUUGCUGACACAGUCACUUACAUUCAAAAUUUCAAAUUCUUUAUAUUGGACUUCACAUAUUUAAGUUUUGGACUUCACAUAUUUAAGUUAUCCAUAGACUUUUAAUGAUAAAAUAGCAUGAAUUUUAGUAACUAACUUAAUAAUUCACAAUAUUAGUUCUUCAUUUUAGUUUUUUUUGGCUUUCAGUAGUCCACGGUAAAACCUGAAACUUUUCAAUGAGUGUCUAAAAAUAAAAUUUGUCACAUCUUCUUUCUGUAGUAACUGGAUAUGUUUGUUGAUUUUUUUUAGUGACAAACUUUUCAAAUGAGACACAGUUUUUAAUGAUUGAUUAACCUGGGUCCUGUAACAAAACCAUAUUUAAAGCAUAUAUUUAAACCAUGUAUUGAAUUUACUGCUUGUAGCAUUGCUCUCCAGUAAUUCAGCCAUAUAUGCUAUAUUACCCUUGGCAUUGAGGAAGCAGAUUUACAGUGUUCAUUAUACUGUACUAUAUAUACUACCACAUAGACUAUACUACCUAUACUACCACAAAGACUUCAUUUUGCUGUAAAUAUCUCCCUUGCCUGCUCUUCCUAUAAAAAAAUUAAUUCUAAGAUUCAUAUUUCUUUCUAAUGGAAAUUGCUAGAAAAGAAACAUGGUAGUAGAAGGCACCUCAGUUGAGAAAACCUGUUUCUGAAAGCAGCGUACAGCUUUUGAUUGGCCUGUGGAUGAACAGCAUUAAUUAAUUGAUUCUGCAAGUUGUCAGACACUUAGCUCUAACUAAAGUCAAUAAAAAUUGAGUCAUUUCAGCAAAGAAGAUGCUCAACCGGUAGCAAGACUUUGCAUUAAGUGGUCCCACCUGAGUUCUGUUGAGCAGAAGGCAAAUGUUACUCUCCUAAGUGCUUUGACUUCAUGCUCCGUGUUGUUCAUUUCAGCCCAGUUUCACAGGCGUCAGUUUAUUCUCCUGAUGCACCUUGGGCACCAGUGCUGUUUCAAUACCUGCACCAGGUUAUGGUGCUGAGGUGGAGCAGCUACCAGAGCUGCCCAUGAAGAUGAGCUUUGUUAUGUGGUUUUCUUUGUUGAGUCUUGCAUAGGGGUGUGUUUCCCUUUGGGACAGUUUGGAGGAUUUCUGAUGUAACAACUUCUACACAAAGAGGCUGCAAAGCUGCUCCUAUGCGCUAGCCUCUUGGCCUCCCUCUACCAGGCUGUACGAGCUUCUCUAAGAUUGCCACCAUCCCACAAACUGGUCAGGCAGCUUAGCUAGAGAUGUGCAGCUGAUGGCUCCUUUCCCUGUUGACUUUUCGACCCCUCUGAAGCUGUGUUUCAAAUGCCAUUUGAAAGAUGUUCAGGCUCCCCCAGUCCUCCUCCUCCCUCCUGCCUCUGCAUUGAUUGUGCUGUUUCCAGAAGAGCUAAGGUCCAGCCUGAAAUGUGGUUCCUAUUUUCAGUCAUUGUCUUUUGGACAUCCUAGGAAUAUAGCGCAUAAGAUAAAACUGAAACACAAAAGAUUUUUUUUUUUUGGUCCAAUUCAUUAUGUCUAUAAGUGUAUGAAAUGGAACCCUGAGACAGAGCAGCUUGCUUUUCCCUGGCCAAUAAAAUAGUAGUGUAUUUACGCCUACCAGCCUGUCCCAGCACCUUCUGCCUCCACUCUAGAAACUGAAUCCUAUCUCUGACAUCCAUUAGGAACAGUGUGCUGGAGGCCCAGUCCUCAUCCUUACUCUUUUAAGUUUCAUGCUUUGUAAAUGACAAUCACUGCUUAAUGCAAAUGUUGCACUCUAUGCCACUCAGGGACGUUUCAUUACUGAAAAUAACUAUAAAUAUAACAGUGAUAAUACAGAAGAGAAUGUAAGAGACUUUAAAGGGCAUGGGUUGAGCUGCCCAAGUGAACGUGACCCAGACAAGGCUUUCAAGCCAAUGAUAAGAAGUAACAUUGGUAUGAAUUGAAUUCACUGUCAGCAUUUCCUCAGCUUGAUCUGUCAGACUUUGCCUGUCAUUUCACAGUCAGCAGAGUCAUACUGACCCAUCAGCUGAUGAUGUUAAGGCUCUUUUGGGAACAAAGUGUAAGCAUGCGUUGUAUGAAUUACUGAAUUUAGACAACUGACAAAGUUUCAAAGUACUCAGUUCAUGUACCAUUUGUGUGAGCUCAUAUUCAGACUUGCUGCAGGUGUGUAAGAGGAAAGGUUAAGACAUGGAAUAAGUAUGUCAGCAAUGACAAGAGCACCAAGCUAGGACAUGGAGAAGUGACUGUGAAGAACAAGUAGACAUGAGCAAGUGGCUAUCAGCUACCAUUUUCUCUCAGGGAUGCACAAAAUCAUAGCUAGCCCAUGACUCUGUAGCAAUACUUCUCCAUGGUACGAUUAGUUCCUUUCUCACAUCAAGAAAACAUUACCCCAUUGUAUACUGUGCUAGUGAAAAGUACUUCCAGUUCCUAAGUUUUGAAAUGUGCUUAUCCGUAGCUUUACACCACAGGUUUUCUGUCAUUACAACACACACAGAAGGAUAAAUUGCAGAGGAUUACAUUGCCAGUCAUUAAGUUAAUUCCAUGUCUUCAACCAAGAGGUUUUCCUCAGCUCUGAAUAUGAUCAUUGCUCCUGUUAUCACAGUGAGUAUGUGUGGUUUUUGACUCCUUCCAUUCUCAGAACUCCCUCCACCUAGAAGACUGAUGGACAAGUUCAGGAGGUGAAGAGGCCAGCAUCCUUAUGCAUUAGGAUCUUCACCAUCAUAUUCUUUGCCAAGCAUCCCAUUGCAAUUUUUACUUUAAUCCUUCAGGUUGCUUGGAGCCAUGUCCAAGUGACUGAAGUUCUUGUUAGCAUGAUAGAUUCCCAUUAAAAGGUUCAGUCUUAUGAUCAGAGGACCUAGCCUCUCUUUCCUUUUCCUUUCACUCCUAGCUCCUAGUGAACAAGGCUUGGUGUAGCAAAUGACUCAUCUUCAUUCUUUCUCAAAGUUGAUCAGUACUUGCAACCUGCAAGGGAAGCUCCACCCAGGUGGUAGAAAGGAAGCUCCUUCCUCCUCUUCCUUCAUGCUCUCACUUAGCUGUGUUGUUCCUGCAUGCAUCAUCCCUGCAUGUGUUGUCCCUGCACGACUCUAUGACAAUGAGCCCAACACCCCAGUAAGUUAUCAUCCCAGAAGUUGUUUGCAGCUCUAAAAGCCACUUGUCUGCAGUUUACAGACAACAGUCAUUGUGAAAAGAGGCUUAAAACUUCCACAGUGGUAGCUCACAGAUCAGUAACUCUCCUAAAAAGGCAGGCUGAACGUCCGGGGGCAGCUGUGUCUGCGUCCUCCAAAUGACCCUUGUGUUGCAUCUCUGUUGAGAGGAUAAAGCAAUGAACAAAAUGCUCUGGGAAAGGAGAAGUAUUUCCUGGGUGUUACUGCAGACAGCGAGGAUAAUACUGCUUACAUUGAGUUCAGUAACAUGACGUAAUACAUUUGCAUAAUUUUGUCAUCCUCACAAUUCAAUCACAGCACAUAGGGAAAGUGAAAGAAAACAGCAUUGGAUAUAUAUGGCAGCAAUAAGUAAAUUGUAACUGUUUCUUUGUAACUGUACUUGCAGGAAUUGUUUGCUUUGCACGUGGUCUUCUGUACAAUAAUGAAAAGAAAAAAUUCAGCUAAUGUAGAUAUGGUGAUUUUGCAUAUUUUUUGAUUUGUUGGAUAUAGCUGCUAAUUUAUGAAUGAAAAUACUGCUGUUGAGAAAAUUUCUUGUGCUUCAAGAAAGUGCUGAGGUCCUUGUUUAUGACUAUACAUGGACAGCGGUAAAGUAUGUUCAAUAAAAGAUUCUGUCUGGAGAGAAUUUUAAAAAAUAACUCCUAGUUUUCAAUAUUAGGAACACAUUGGCCCCUUAUUUGGGAAACAGGAAUGCAACUGCAUUGAAACACAAGCAGGAGCAGAUAGUUAACCAUCAAGACCCAGAAAGAACAGGAAAGAACAGGCUUUACCUUGACAACUGUUUUGGAUAAAACCAGCGUAUUUGAAGAAAAAAAAAAAAAGCAAAAAAAAAAAGCACUUAUACUUGUCUUGAUUAGACAUACAGCUUAAUUAAGUCAAAGUAACUACAUUAGGCUGUUGACUUUGGGGAUUCAGAUUCAGAUGCACUACAUUUGUGGUUUUUUUAAUGUGUCACUUCAAUGUCAGAAUCAGGCAAAAAAAGGUGUUUUGUUGUUAGUAAAAAAAGAUAAUAAUCAUUUAACCCUACAGUGUGUGGACCACACAUUCUCUUGCAGUAUAUGGGGAUUUAUUCAUGCACUUAUUUUUAAAAAGCCACUGAGUAGCAUAGCCAGUGAACUAGCCGUGAUAGUCUUUACCUCUUGGGUGGCUGCCAUGUGACCUCUAGUACACUUUUGGGAGCGGCUCUGUGUUUUUACUUGUGGCAACAAAUAAAGCACAACUGAACUCUAAGCUGUUAUCAACACUCAGCUAAAUCAAAUACAUUGAGUAUUUUGAGAUUUAUGCUAAUCGCUAUAAUUCCCAUGUCAAACUAAUUACUUCAAUUGUAAUGAAUGGACAAUAUAAAGAAUAUAGGAAUCAUAACAGCAACAAAAUCCCUUAUUUUACAGCUGCACUCUCUGCCUCAUUUGAUUAACACUAAAGAAGUUACUUAAAAACUAAACAAACAAAACAAGAAGAAAGAAACCUGAGUAUGUAUUGUAGAAAUGUAGAAGACAAAUAAAAUAUUUUUUCAUAUGUAAUUACUUUUAAUAUAUGCUUGUGGAAGGUCCAAUACUAGGUAUGCUGUCUCAGUAAUUUUUGCUGUAAAUAACUUGGGACAGUGAAUACACUGAUUUUUUUCUAUGUCUCUGUUUAAACAUAAGACUUUGUAAUGUUGGAUUUUUUUUAAAGAAGAAAAACAUCAAAGAGCAAAUUAUGUACUUGCUUCCUGUAAGUGUAAUGUUCUCUUCAGUUUUUAUGGAAACUGAUUGUAAUAGAUAAAGCCUUUUGACCAGCCAUUGAUAUUUAGUAUAUGCUUCUGUUCAUAAUUUGGAAAAAAAUGUGGGAUUGUCAGUGAAACAUGAUCCCAGCAAGUCUGUACAGUGAGUAUUAUAAUAAUUCCUGCAGACUGCAGUUGACUGAUCUGAAGAAAAGUUGUUCAAGCAAAUAAUGCUUCUUUGUAGCAUAUGGCUUUUAUGAAUCCUUCUGACAUUACUUAUAUUAAUAGAAACAUUUCUCUCUUUCCAAUGAGCAAAAUAUUUUUGUAUGCCUUUAAUUUCUUAUUUAGAUUUGAGGUCUGGUCACUCAUUAGCUGUAAUCUGAAGCCAUAACUGAUCUUCACCAAAUGAACAUUUUAAAGAUAAUAAUGGAAAAAGAAACUAUGUCCAGUUUAUCAACAGUUGUAAUGUAAUACAGGCAGGAGCGUAAAUAAUUAGCAAAGUACUUAGAUGCUAUUCCGGCAUCCAAAUGUGACUUUAAUGGCUAGUAUUUUGUGAUUACCAAUUUAUAAAAAAAAUAAAAACAUAAUUAAGAUAGAUAUUUAGAUUUAAAUGAAGCUUUCUAAUAUUUUUGGAGUAUCCCUGAAAAUGCUUUUAGGAUUGUGAGAAGAAAUGAUUUUUCAUAAACUUCCCACUUUCAAAUAUCUAAUGUUUUUAUCCUAUUUCCAGUUCAUUUUGUUAGAGUGAAAUGAGAUGUUAAGGAUCCAGGAUCCAAGCCCUGAGCUAUUUGGCGCUUGGCUGUAGUUAUAUUGUUGUAAAUCAAUUUAGUUUUCAUCUUAGGGGUGUGUUGUUUUUUUAUUUGGUAAGCAUGUUUACCACUGUUGGUAACACACAAGUGUUGCAUUGCCUGUCAAGAAAUAUGAUAAUAAACAAUCUAAUAAAAUAAUGAGUAACACUCAAAAUUAAUCACUCUCAAAAGACAAAUAAAAAUUCCUUUCUAAAAUCAAAUGCCUCAUAGAGUCAACAGUGAUGUUUUUUGGUUUUUUUUGUUUUUUUUUACUAAGCUCAAUUGUGUAAUAACUGUCAUGUGUCUUAACUGGCUUGUAGAUGCAAAAACCAUAACUAUAAACGAAUCAUGAUGUACUGGGUAAAAAUCUGGCUCCAUUGAAACCAGCAGCAAACCGUUCACUGAUUUCAACAGUGCCAGGAGUUCAUCCAGAAUUUUUACAUCUGCAAUUCUCUUCUGAUCCUUGUCCCUUGUUUAAUAUAAUUGACUUAAUUUAUGUGUAUGUGACUAAAAAGACAGCCUGAUACAUUUAGAAAAUGACCAUUGAGGGUUUUUUAUCAUGAAUCUCGUAGGACCAGCAUCCAUGUCAAAUGAAAAGGUUCUAUAUUACUUUAGAAUGUAAUAGAUCUUUGGCUUAUUUUAUGACCUGUAAAUUAUUAGUUAAACACUGUUAGCAUUUCAUAAUAAUGCACACAUGAUUUUUGAAUGUUUUCUGUAAAUGACAAUCAAUGUUGAUGAAGUUCCUUUCUUUAAUGCAAAAUUAAAAAAAAAAAAAAAAAAGAAAAUAAACUCUUUUGUGGGUUUUGGUUUGGGCUUUUUUUCCCCCCUGUCCCUUUAAAUUACCUGUAUCUUACAGAGAAAGAUACAGUGUCUGCAUUUUCAACAGAGAAAAUAAUCCUUAACAUCAUGUGUCCAUACCCUCAGCAGGGGAGUUUUAACUAGACCAACUUCAAGAUCUCCUUCCAGCCAAAACCAUUCUAAGAUUCUAUGAUGAGGUGCCUGUACUUUCAGGGGUUUUCCUAACAAAUAGAAUUAGAUAUAUAGCAUGUUGCAACAUCAACAUUGAUGGUAAAGUGGCUUUGUUUUGCAUUUUAAGUUAUAGCUGUGACUUUUGAAUAUGGAAAUUGCUGUACUUAUUAAUUUAUUUCUCUGUUUAUUUGGGGGAAAGCUUCAGCUGGUAGAAAAGCAAAACAGCAUAGAAACAGUUGUGUGACAGCAAACUGUGCAGUAGUGUAACAGAAGGUUACUUUAUUUAAAAUGGUCAAUAUGUCAAAUAUUUUUUAAGUCUGUGUAUGUCUAGCUGACAAGGCUGUAAGCAGUACCUUUUAAUGAUACUAACUUUAAAUUUUUAGGACCAUAAAUUUAAAUCAGAAGUAAAUUUAAAAACAAUAUCAAAAGACCUCAUUUUGCAAACUGUUAGGCACAUGUUUAUUAGUGUACUGACUAGCAGGCUUAAUGCAGUAUUUGCACUUAAAGCCAGCUAUGUUUAAAUGUUUUAAACAUCUGUGGGAAAGUGACUGAGAGGAUAAAGAAAACAGUACAGAAAUUUCAGGGGAAAAUAUGCUUGCUGCUCCCAGGUGGAAGGCAGUCAGCACACCCAACCUCCCAGACACAACACAAUCUGUGGGGUCUAAAUGCAGGGUGGAGUGGAGACACCAUGGCCAGGCACUACAGUCAAAAUUCUUGAGAAGAGGGAACUCGGUGUCCUCUCCAGCUGAAAACCCUCCCAGCAGUUUAAAACCAAGACAGGGAAAGGGAGAUGUCCUGCUCUUGUGUCAGCAGCUUUGGGAAGGUCACUGACACAGGUCCCCAUCCCAAGGUUAUCUCAGGUGCUGCCCUUAAUAUCUGCCCUCUGGGUACAGCCACCCCUCACUGAGUAAGAUGUGUGACAGCCAGCAGUGGGUCCAGAUGUGGAGAUGCAGGAGGGGGAGUGACCCUGACCCAUCUCCUGACCUCCUGAACUGCUCAGUGAAGGGUCCCCGCAGCAGGACGCUGACAGACUGGUCAGACACAAGGGCCGAGGCUUUCCUGGGGCACUGACAGGUGUUCAACUAGUUACUAACCCAUGCAAAUGCAGCCUCCUGGAUCAUCAUAUAUCAUAGAUGCCUUCAACCAUGACUUACCAUGCCCUUCAGGCAACAUCUCUGUAGCAGAAACUGUCUCAUAAAGUGUGAUCGACAUCCUCAAAACAGUCCAGCAUUUGUAUUUAGUUAAUCAAAAUCUGGCUAAACAGUUUUUCUGCCUCCCUUCUUACUCCUUUAUUGUUAAUCUCACUUCCCAUCC